AGGUGUCACAUCUCCACCGAGGAUCUGGAUAAGAUCAUCAGAUUUGUCAGCAGCACAACCGUAAAGCACACCGGACAGUAAAGCGAUACAGGAUCUGCAUUAAUAGGAACUAAGCUGCUUUUUUUUUUGCUUGCUUCUAAAUAUAAUUUCAUCCAUCACUGGAACUGAAGACAAAAAGAUCUGCAGGCAUGAACAACAGACUGGUCCUCGUUGUCCUGUUCGUGACACUGUCCUCGCUAUCUAUGGGCACCUACGGUCAAACCACAACUAAUAUGACAACACCUGAUCCGCCAACUGAGACUACAAAUAUGACAAUGGCACCAACCAUGACAAUGAACACAGGGAACAGCUCCUCAGUUGCGCCAGAUACAACAAUGGCACCAACCAUGACAAUGAACACAGGGAACAGCUCCUCAGUUGCACCAGAUACAACAAUGGCACCAACCAUGACAAUGAACACAGGGAACAGCUCCUCAGUUGCUCCAGAUACAACAAUGGCACCAACCAUGACAAUGAACACAGGGAACAGCUCCUCAGUUGCUCCAGAUACAACAAUGGCACCAACAAUGACAACAGCAGCAGGGAACAACUCCUCAGUUGCACCAGAUACAACAAUGGCGCCAACAAUGACAACAGCACCUGCCACAGUCGCAACAACAGCCCCCCCACUGACGCCCAACACAACAGUAGAAACUCUAGAGACAGAUAUUUCUCGCGCAGGAUGUGGGACCGAGCGGCUCUGUGCAGCUGAGCCCUCUACAUGCGACCCCGCCAUUGCAGGGUCAUGCUUCUUUCUUUCUGCUAAGCAGCAGAGUGGUCAAAACUUCGAGUUUGGACUCUCUGGAGAGUCAGAGGGCUACCUGGCUGCCUCCCUGUCAGUUGACAACACACUGGGAGACAACGACCAAACUUACGUCUGUGCAAACAACAACGGUCUUGUUCAGUUCUUUGGCGCUCUCCUCAACAAUGGUCAGCUGACUGUAACCCAGCUGAACGCGAACUCUGUGAGGGGCAGGGUCAAUGGAAACAGAAUCCAGUGUACAUUUGCUGCCACUGUGCCAGGCUCAACUACAAGAGCAUCGACCCUUUCACUUGCAAUCUCCACUGGACCUUUCAACAGCACUUCCGGCACUCUGGGACCCCCGAACACCCAAUUGAGGAGUGAUCCUGUAGACCUGGGAAAUCCUAACGCCACCGUCACCAAUCAGAUUACCCCCAACAGCACUGUUUCUCCCACUACAGUUGCUGCUACGACCGCCAACCACGCCAUUACACUGCAACAAUCACUGAUGCAAGCUCUGCUGAUCUCUGUUGGUGUCCUGGGUCUGGCCAUGCGAUGAAGAAACUGAAAUCCCCCAAAACCCUGACUUCCCGAUCCAUAAACGCGUGCUUCAACAUAUAAGCUGUUAAACAUCUCACAGGAACUUAUCUACAGAGCCUCUCAGAUUGUUGAAAUCAUGGUUAAUAUUAUGUCAGGAGGAGUUGUUGGAGGGCGGUUACUCUUCUACAUCCUUCUGCAAGCAAUUUUCACUUCUAUGAUGAAUUAAGUGAAUUGAUUUUUAGGAGUUUUUAAUUUAAAGUAUAUGAAGCAUAUUUUUUGUUUGUUUUUGUUUGCAACCACAGGACUGCUGGAUUUUUGUCCUAAAACUGAUUUAAUUGCAGGCAAAUACAACAUACAACUCAAUGUUUUUAUCCUGUCCUGUCACUCAUAACGGUGUCCACAAAUGGCAGAUGUGUCUUUUGUAAUGUUAUUAUGUUUUUCUCUUCGGUGUGAAUGCACAUAUUGUUGCACAUUUUGUUCAUCACAAUGAAGCCUUCACUGGCUGAUAUUUUCAGGUGUCUGUGUGAGCAAGUGCACAUGAGCCAUUGCUCAUAUGGACUGCUAGAUUUGAUACCAAAUAUUGGUAUAAUUUAUUUUGCACCUUGCUUAUGUAACAAUUGAUUUUUUAUUUUGAAAUAAAUAAUUUUAUCCAAA
This is a messenger RNA of Scatophagus argus, 1975 nucleotides long. Its product is annotated as mucin-5AC. Gene Ontology annotation, biological process: regulation of glutamate receptor signaling pathway. The transcript is spliced from 7 exons. The record is from RefSeq and is a predicted model, not a curated record. Lineage: Eukaryota; Metazoa; Chordata; Actinopteri; Scatophagidae. Bases 189 to 1340 code for a protein of 383 amino acids.